Pyrus x bretschneideri (Chinese white pear) is the source of this 959-nucleotide messenger RNA. Its product is annotated as glutathione S-transferase TCHQD. Lineage: Eukaryota; Viridiplantae; Streptophyta; Magnoliopsida; Rosales; Rosaceae. The record is from RefSeq and is a predicted model, not a curated record. Gene Ontology annotation, molecular function: glutathione transferase activity.
AACAGAAGAGAGGCCCGGUUUCUCAACCAUGCAGUUAUAUCACCAUCCUUACUCAUUGGAUAGCCAAAGAGUGAGACUUGCUUUGGGAAAAGGCAUUGAUUACACAUCAUUCCAUGUCAAUCCCGUGACGGUCAAGAACAUGGAUGCCUCAUUCUUCAGGAGGAAUCCGAGUGCAAAACUCCCGGUUUUCCAGAACGGGCACCAUAUCAUUUACAACACCAUUGAGAUCAUUCAGUAUGUGGAAAGAAUUGCACUAGUCUCAUCAGGGAAAGAGAACAUCCCUUCAAGUGGCGGAGAAGUGACUGCAUGGAUGCACAGAAUAAAACAAUGGAACCCCAAGUUCUUUACGCUUUCUCACAUCCCAAAGAAGCACCGCGAUUAUGUCUCUAAGUUCAUAAGGCAGGUGAUUAUUGCUCGAAUGGCGGAAGCUACUGAUCUAGCUGCUGCUUAUCACGCCAAGUUAGUCCAAGUGUACGAGACAGAAGACAAGUUAAAAGACCCUGCGGUUUUGAAACAGAGCAAGGAACAGUUAAUAAGACUUCUUGAUCAAGUCGAAAAAAAGCUGAAUGAAUCGGCUUAUUUGGCCGGGGAAGAGUUUAGCAUGGCGGAUGUGAUGCUCGUUCCUGUGCUGGCACGGCUAGUGAUGUUGAAUUUGAAGGAAGAGUAUAUAGAUAGCCGGCCGAACACGGCUAAAUACUGGAUUAUGGUGCAGCAGAGGCCUAGUUAUAAGAAGGUGAUUGGGAAGUACUUCAGUGGGUGGAGGAAGCACAAAACAUUUAUUAGAACUUGGUGUUUUGUUCACAUCAGAACCAUUCUAAGGAGAUUUUGAUGCUGUAAAAACCACGCAGUUGCAUUACAAGCAAAAUAAAUGUUAAUUCAAAUGUAUGUAUAUUUUCGGGUUGGAAGCCUGCUCGGAAUAAUUUAUGUACAUAUACAAGCAUAAAAUUUUAUUUGUGUUA